Messenger RNA from Cuscuta epithymum, 6432 nucleotides. The record is from the annotation of a GenBank genome assembly. Lineage: Eukaryota; Viridiplantae; Streptophyta; Magnoliopsida; Solanales; Convolvulaceae.
UCGAAAUCUAUCAAGUUCUCUACCCCAUUGGAAAUCGAAUCAAGGACUGAAGAAAUUGAGUCUCUAUCUGUGUUGAGUCCAGCAAACUUCCAGUGGCAAUUGCAUCGGCAAAGGUACUCCAAAGGUUUUAAUGAUGGUUUGGUUAAGGCAUCUGUUAAAGUGUAUGAAGCUUUAGCACAUGGUCGGCCAGCUGUAGCACUUAAAUCUCACCAUGAUUUCACAGGUACAGGGGUAAAACUGCGUACAUCCGACCCCCUUACCCCACCGUAGGUGGGAGCUUUUGUGACACUGGGGUAGUGAUGAUGAUGAUGAUUGUUCCAACAAAAACGUUUAUUGGUAUAAUGGUAUCAUGGUAUGUGUUCUCUAACAUAUAGUUUAGGGGUGUAUUUGUUCCUUCACCUUAAAUAAAGGGAUAAAAGGGCAACUCAGUGCACGGUUGCGUCCUCGCAAGGCAAGGGUCCAGGAAGUAUCCCACCAUAAGGGUGUAGUGGGGCAAGGCUUCUCAUGCCAAUUUGGCAAGAGGCCUCUCCCAUAGUUUUCAUAUAUAUAUAUAUAUAUAUAUAAUAUGUACACAUAAUUUAUAUACAACUUUACUUACUGUAUGGCGUAGAGUGUUGGGCGGUGAAACAAUGUCACAUUCAAAAGAUGAGUGUGGCAGAGAUGUGCAUGUUGUGUUGGAUGUGUGGGCAUACUAGGAAAGACCACGUGAGGAAUGAGACAAUCAGACAAAGAGUGGGAGUAGCACCUAUUGAAGAUAAGAUGCGGGAGUUGCGCCUACGGUGGUUUGGUCAUGUGCCUAGAAGACCGAGUGAUGCACCUGUCAGACGAGUUGUGAUGUGUGGAGAAGAGGCAAGGAAGAGAGAGAAAGGAAGGCCCAAACAGACGUGGGUUAGGGGAGUCCGAAGUGAUAUGGUUCUUCUUGGGUUGGAUGAGGGUAUGGCUUUGGAGAGAGCAAAGUGGAGGGCGGGUAUUCGUGUGGAGGAGUGAUCUCGUAUUAUCUUUUCCCAUCAUCUCUUUUUAUUUGUUUUUUAUCCUUUUAUCCUUAUAUAUAAACAUUAUUUUUAUCCGUUUUAUUUUAUCUUUUUAGGUAUAUUCAUCUCUUUUUAUAUUAUCUUUUUUAUAAUAGCUUAUCUUUCUUAUCUUUAUUUUCUUUCUUUUCCUUUUGGUGGUGAUAUCAUGUAUCGAUUCAUGUUAGCCGACCCCAAUAUCUUUUGGGACCAAGGCUUGGAUGUUGUUGUUGUUUACUUACUAAGUUACUAAUGGUAAGAAUAUUCUACAUGUUUAUAUAUAUAUAUAUAUAUAUAUAUAUAUAUAUAUAUAUUUCAUAAAUAAAUGUAAACUGCAAUACAUUUCUUGCAAUGGAGUGCAUUAUGAAAUUUCAAAUAUCAAAAAGUUAAAGUUGGUGAUGUUGCAAUGAAUAAACCCAUAAAAAAUCCAUGAGCACACACUAAUGCAAGACUAAAGUUAGAAAUCCCACUGAAAAGAAAAAUGUUAGAAACCUAAGAGUUUCUAAAACACUAUUUAAUUAUUAAAAUGGGUUCCUCAAAUUCUUUUUAAUAAAAAAAGGUAUGAUAACAAACAUUUGAAGUUUUUGAGUUUCCAACACACUUUUAGGGUUCGAAAUGGCGAAAUUUGAGUUCCAUGAAAUUUCCGUGCUUGUCAGGGUUAUAUGAAUAUGUACAAUAAUUAUGAGCUAUUUGUAAAUGCCCUUAUGAGCUAUGUUUUCAAAUUACCUUCCUCAAGGCCUAGCCUACGAUUCUCCUGAACCGGCCCCUCCAAAUCACCAAUGCUAUGCCGUCUGUCUAGCGUCCAUCGCUUUUUAGAACAUUUCUUAGGACAUAAUUGAUAAUGCCAAAUACAUGCAUUCUUAAGACAGAACGGUACCUAUUAUGGUGUUGUUGAGGCUAACAGCUCCUCAAGGCGAGACUAUAAAAUCGCUUUGAGGCUCCCACUUAAAAAGUCACUUAUCAUGAUGCUUAUUCCCCAAUCAGUUGCUAUCUUGUGUUCUCUUCUCAACUGCUAAUUUCCCUAUUAAAAUGUAGAUUAGCUCAAUAUACAUUUUCAUUGCUAUUUUUUCAGUGAUUAAUUUUCUGCAGAUUUGAAGGUGCAUUUGCAGUUCAUAUAUGCAACUACAGAUGCAUACUAUGGAGUAUUCUUUGUUAUCUACAGUUGUUAGGACAUGAGAAUGGGUUGAAACACUCACUCUUGAUCUUUCUUUAGUAGUUUGGGUCGAACUUAGUCCCUUAGUCCACAAGGUAUGAGUCGAACUUUUAAAAUAGAUUCGUGCUACACUGCUACCUUAUUUUACAUAAAGUAAACAUAGGCAUAAUGUAUAAAAUGAGCCCCUGGAAUGGAUCUCAUAAUGCUGGCCUCAGUUAAAUGUCUUCUUGGGUUCACUACAAAAGCGUCUAUUGUAAAAUGUCUGUUCAAUGGUCUGAAAGUUCUUUACUUAAAUACAUACUUUCAUCCUAAUCAACAGUAAAAGAAUACAAAAAGGGCAAAUAAAGAAUUACAAUCCAAUUUACUGCUAGUGGAUAUACUUGAAUAACUAAUGAAUCUUCCUAAUAAAGCCUUCUUUUUUCGAAACCUCUUUAGACAAAUGAAAACAAUCUAUAUGGCAGGUUUUCAAGCACUACUGCUAGAACUUUCGCUACUUCCAGGGGUAGUAAGCUCUCUAAGCAUAGCAACAACUUGCAACAUAUUAAGCCGCUUUGAUGGGAAAUCAUCCACACAUUGCAGUGUUAUCUCCAAGUACCUAAUCAUUUCCUUCACCGCCACCUCCUCUGCUGCUACGACUGAGUCAUCCGUCCCGCUGCCUUUCGAAAACAAUAGCAGCUGAGGAUCAAUGACUUCCAUUGUUUUUCCUUCUCCCACUUUCAUCUUUACCCAUCCCACCAGGUUCGUGUCCCCAAAAUCUUCCUUGUCAGUAGGCCUUUUCCCUGUCAAAAGCUCCAGAAGGACAACCCCGAAAGAGUACACGUCGCCCUUUGCAGUGCACCGGAAACUCUGGUAGUACUCUGGGGGAACAUACCCCGGUGUGCCGGCAAGUGUGCUCACGCUCAAAUGCGUAUCUAACGCGCUUAUGAGUCUGGCCAUGCCAAAAUCCGAAACUCUUGCUUCAAGCUCGUCAUCUAAAAGGACAUUGCUAGAUUUCAUAUCGCGGUGGAUGAUGUGUGGGAUGCAAUUGUGGUGAAGGAAACACAACCCUUUGGCUGCUCCCCUUGCAAUCUUCUUUCUCUCUUCCCACGUUAGGGUUAACGAUCUCCUCCACCUCACAUGGAGAGCUUCUUCAAGGCUCCCGUUUCUCAUGAACUCGUAAACCAGUAGCCUCUCCUCCCCUACUUUGCAGUAGCCCAAGAGAGGGACAAGGUUCUUGUGUCUGAUCUUCCCAAGCGUCUCCAUCUCCGCCAUGAACUCCCUGUCUCCUUGACAGCUCAAGCUGAUAAGCUUCUUGAUCGCGACAGUCGUCCCAUCUUUUAAUGUCGCCUUAAAGACUUCACCGAACCCGCCCGUGCCAAUCAGGCUAGCAGCCGCGAAGCCGUUUGUGGCCUCUAUCAGCUGUGAGAAUUUCAGCUUCCUUAGCUGCAUUUGGAAAGUUGCAACAUUUAUGCUCAGCGGUUCCUUCUCCCUCUCUAUCUUCCACGUUGUGGCUGCCUGUGAUGCAUUGAGCCUGUUCAGCAUCUUGACUCCCUUUGCCUCCCUAUGUCUAGAACGAACCAUGACAACGGCCAACACAAUCAAAGCGAAGAUGGUUGCAACUGAUAUGCUGAUCCCAAUAACGAUUGCUUUAAUAAUCAUCCGGGAAGCUCGUGACCCUCUUUGUCUUGAGUUUUGAUCUGUUGUCGGAGGGUCGUAGUUGUAAACGUACUGGCAUUUGGACAAGGGGACGCCACAUAGGCCUGGGUUGUUAGCAAACUGGGUGGCGGGAAGUGUGCUGAGCUGUCCUGUCUGAGGGAUUUCCCCGGUCAACUCAUUGUAGGAGAGGUCGAUUUGGACGAGGAAAGAUAGAUUUGAGAAGGAAUCAGGGAUAUGGCCCUGUAACAUGUUGUGUGAAGCGUCAAACACGCCUAGGUUUUUUAGCCCACCACCGAAAGACGAGGGGAUUUCUCCGGAUAAACGGUUGUGAGACAAAACCAUUACUUGUAAAUCUAUCAUCUCCCCGAACUCAUCCGGGAUUUCUCCCCUAAGAUCAUUAUAUGAGAGGUCAAGAUACUCUAGAGUCUGGUAGCUUGUGAAGAAGCUAAGGACCGGACCGGAAUAUAAUCGUGUGAAGUCGCAAGUCUUCAGGGAUGGGAUUUUCAGUAGCCUCUCUGGGCGGAUGCCGUAAAAUUCAAGCAACCCCCCGACUCCUCGGCAAGAGUUCCCGAUGUUCCGGACGAAAACCAUCGUAUUACCAGAUAAGAUCCCGCCCUGGUGGGCCUUUGAUCCUUUCUGGCGGCCCAGCCGGGCUGGGAUCUCACCAGUCAAACCGUUGCUGCUUAAGUCCAGCCAUACCAAACUACUACAGUUGACUAUCUCGGUGGGAAUUUGACCACUCAAGCUGUUAUUUCCGAGCUGCAAGAUUGCUAGCCUCUUCAGGGACCCAAAUUCUACAGGAAUUUCACCUGUUAGUCCGUUACUGGUGAGGGCAACCCACUCGAGAUUCCCACAUUUGAAAAGCUCCUGCGGUAAUUUUCCUCUCAGUCUAUUGUUGUUCAAGAUGAGACCCUUGAGUUUCCCACAGUUACCCAACUCCGCUGGAAUAUUCCCGUCCAAAUUGUUGUACCAGGCAAUCAGCUGUUCCAGAUUUCCUAGUUUCCCUAGCUCCGGAGGGAUUGAGCCAUUGAGAUUGUUCAAGCUCAAAUCAACCGUCCUCAGCUGCGUACAUUUCGAUAGCUGACCUGGAAUCUGCCCGUAAAGCAAGUUGUCUGGUACUCUCAGCUCUUCGAGAGAAGCAGCUCCAGGGCAUAAAUCUGGCGGAAUCAUGCCGGAAAUCAAGUUGGAGCUGAAGUCAAUCACUCUCAGCUUACUGCAGAAGGAUAAGGAAGCUGGAAACACGCCUGAGAUGUUGUUGCUUCUCAUCAGCAGAGUCUCCAGGGACACCAUUUUUGGAAGAAUAGAGUCCGGGAAGGAGCCUGUUAAAUUGUUAUUUGAAAAGUCCAAGUUCUGUAGCAAAGAACAUGAAGAAAAGGAAUAUGGGAUAGAUCCGGUUAUAUUGUUGUUCGAAAGCUUAAGUUCCAAAAGUGACCCACAAGCAUUCCCCAGCUCGAGAGGGAUCCAACCCGUCAAAAGAUUUGAAGAAAAAUCCAAUCUUUGUAUCCUUUUGAGCUGUCCGAAUUGGCCUGGGAUUUGACCAGAGAAUGAAUUGGAAGCCAAAUUCAAGUCGGAGAGAUUUGUACAUUUAGCAAAGUCUGCCGGAACAGAACCGGAAAACUGGUUACCCGACAAAUCAAGGUGUGCCAAGGAAUCACAAACCUCGAUUAUCAUCCCAAAAACUGAACCGGUCAGGUUGUUAUAAGACAUGUCCAAAAAAUUCAGUUUUCUGGUCUGGACCAAGAAGUUGUCUGGGAGAGAACCAGUAAUAUUAGUGAAAGCGACAUUCACAUACUCUAGAUUUGGGCAUUUGGCAAAUAGACACUCUGGGACAUUCCCUGCCAGUCCGGAAAAUGACAAUUCAAGAUGCUUUAUUCCGUAAGGGAGUUGACUCAGCGAAGAGGACGAUACUGACAUCUCUUUGUUCCCAGAAGCAUCAAGGGAAACCAACAUGUCCAGAGAACCUAAAGGGUCAAAAGAAACAUCGUCACCAACAAGGCCGGCACUUGAAAGAUCAACAGCACUCACUCUCCCUAGGCUACUACACUUCACUCCAUACCAAGAAGAGGAACAUGGAUCUUCUUUCUGCCGCCACCCGGAAAGAACUCCUCUCGGGUCUUCCUGGAUCAUUUUCUUGAACACCAGAAGGGAAGCUGCAUCGGUUUCAAUGGAAUGAACAGGAGGUAGGGUGGGGUCUGUUGCAGCAGAAACAGGAAUCAAAACUGCCCAAGCUAAGAUGGCUGAGAGAAGAAGAUAAAGGGAAUGCCGGAGUUGUGAGAUGGUGAUUUCCAUUUGGUCGGUGAUGGGGGUAUGAUCUUUGCGUAGGAAUGCAGAGAGAAAAGAGGAAACUAUUAGCUUUAGGCAAAAGUUUGUCUUUCUGAAUUCAAUGUCUUUUUCAUUUUCUUUUUGUUUUAUUAUUUAUUCUUCUUGCUAUUUGUAAAUCGAAAAGGAGGCAAAUCUCACGUAGAAAGAAGAAUUGAGAAAAGCAGAGUCUGCUGUGGGGUCAAAAGGAGAGCUUUGGUAAAGGAAAAGUCAUCCCUAAAAUAAUGAAAACCUACACUUCUUUAAUGCGGUAAAACAAUCACUGAAGAAAGUACUUCAUCCAUCAUUUGAUUGUUUCAAGAAACUCUUACCUUCUCC